AUGACCAGCAGACCCUGUGCAUGUUGCAUGACUUGUCCUUGCUGCCCGGGGUGUAAUUGCUGCAAGAGAUGUCUAAAAGUAUAUGGCACAAGACAAUCCAGCCUGUGCUGGAAGUUUGUGUUUACAGAUGAACGGAACUGUGAUUGUUGCUAUUGCCCACAUGAUGAUGACACCAUCUGCCAGUGCUGUCACUGUGCGUUCUCGGAAAGCCCCAAUUGUCGCUGGUGCUGCUGCUCCUGUGCUAAUAAUAGAAACUGCAAGUGCUUGUGCUGUACCGAGGAGAAUAAUGAAUGUCAGUGCUAUGAAAGUAGGUGUUGCACUUUUCCAUAUUUGCCAUACAGACGUGGAGCUAAAUUACGAAGAAGAGCCCGAGGGGCAAGUGAUACAUCUGUCAUUACAUUGGAUAAAGAACCUUCUGGACAUGCUUUUAUUGACCAGCUUGUAUGCCCAUUGUGCCAACGAAUGUUUAUCCGCCCAUUUAUGUUGCCUUGUAACCACUGCAUUUGUGAUAGAUGUAUCAUGCAGAGCAGACUGAAUGCUGAAAUUACGGAGAGUUUCUACAUCAUCACAUGUCCAAUCUGCAACAAAGCACAUUGCCUACCAUUUUCUAAGAAAAUGUAUCUGAGGAUUAAUUAUUUAAGGGCAAGAUUAGCUAGAAAGUAUAUGCGCCGAUACGGUUUUCUAAGAUGGAGGUUUGACAAAAGCUAUGUCCCAAUCUAUUGUCAGAUUUGCGAUGAGCGCAAGGCGGACAAGAGAUGUUUGUCAUGUCAGCUGAACUACUGUAAUUUUUGCCUGAGGAAUUAUCACCAAGAUAUUUCUUCCUUAAAUCAUGCCUAUGCUAAAAUUGGUGAAGACAUCUGGGAAGACAAAAACUGCUUAAUCCAUGGUGAAACAGCGCUUUCCAAAUACUGCCUUGAAGAUCAUGAACUACUAUGUGAAUAUUGUGCUGAGGCUCAACAUAAUGAUCAUAACAAAGUUUCUUUAUCAGUAGCAUGCACGAAAAUGUCUGCUAUGUUAUUUACGACCAUUGCAAAGUUUAAAAAAGUCCGGUAUGUAAUCGAUAAUGACCUAAUGGAAGUCCUUGUAUUAAAAACCAAUUUUAAAUCUUACAAAGAAGCCAAAAGGAAAGAGCUCAGGAAUGGUUUUAUGAGGUUACGGAUGAUAAUUCAAGAGCGUGAAAAAGAAAUGAUGGAGGCAGUAGAAAACCUUGAAUUUCAGAAACAAAAGGCACUUUUUGAAUUUGCAAGCCAUGCAACAAGGAAAAUUGAUCAAAUGGACAGCCUCAUGCAAUAUUCUAAGGAAGCUUUAAAAGAACAAAGCCCUAUUGCAUUCCUACAAUCUGCCUGGAGCUUAAUAAAGGAAGUAGAAGAUAUAAUUGCAGGUCUUUAUCAGCCCAACCCAUACCUUAAGGAAGAUCCAAUAAAGCAUCUUAAACUCAACUUUGAGGAGCUUGCUGAAAACCUAAUAAGCAUUUUCCCAUCAAUCCGCAAUAAAUUACGAUAUGAACAAGUGAACAAAAGCCCUUAUCCUUGCGGUUCUGAUGUCAUGAUUCCAAGGACUGUUUCAAGUGCACACAUUUCAAAUCCACUAGGACUGAACAGAAGCUUCUCCUUAUCAUCAUUUCAUUCACUAGCUGAUCAAACCUUUAUGAACAAUGAACUGCAUAUUAGACCAAAAUCAUCACCACCAACAGAGCUGAAAGGAAAUCAAUUGUAUUCUAUUUGGAAUGCCGCAUCAGAUACUUUAAAAGAUACAAGAAGCUAUCCAAACUAUGGACCCAGUUACAAUCCAGAGGUACAGGAAGAAUAUUCUUCACCUCCUGGUCUUGUUGUUAUUUACCAAACUCUUGUCUACCCAACUGUUGCUAAGCUUUAUUGGACCUGUCCAACAGAAGAAGUAGAUAGCUUUGAAGUUGCUUAUUAUGAAGUAGUUGAUGAAGAGGCACCUGAAAGUUUAAUCCAGCCACAACUCAUAGGAGUACUUACUGGAAUUGUACAACAGAAUCUGGAAAUACAUAAUCUGUCCCCUAAUACAGAGUAUCUCUUUAAAGUUCGAGCUGUCAAUGAGAAUGGCCCAGGAGAAUGGAGUGAAGUCUGUAAGGUGAUGACUCCAGAUGUGCGUGCCAAAGCCAAAGCCAGAUGGGGUUUGCUGAGAAAUGUUCAAUCUGCUUUCCGCAGAUAA
Molecule: messenger RNA, 2181 nt
Organism: Ahaetulla prasina
Lineage: Eukaryota; Metazoa; Chordata; Lepidosauria; Squamata; Colubridae
Gene: TRIM42
Product: tripartite motif containing 42
Exons: 5
Coding region: 1-2181 (726 amino acids)
Molecular function (GO): zinc ion binding; protein binding
Source: RefSeq, a predicted model, not a curated record